Acanthoscelides obtectus is the source of this 873-nucleotide messenger RNA. Lineage: Eukaryota; Metazoa; Arthropoda; Insecta; Coleoptera; Chrysomelidae. The record is from the annotation of a GenBank genome assembly.
AUGCCACAAGUCACGAAAAAAACAGCAGAAAUAUUUAAUGAGCGACAUGAGAACAGUAACGUGCAUCGAAAAUAUGUUCUAGAACUUGUAGCUAAAUUUCGGGAAACUGGGUCAGUCGCCAAUAAAAAACGCAACAUUGAAAAUCCCAUAAGGAACGAAGCAAUAGAAGUGAGGACUGUGUGUGGUGUUAGUCGACGUACUGUCCAACGGAUUCUAAAGGCCCAUAGUUUUCAUCCUUAUAAAAUUCACCUGUUACAAGAACUGAAUGAAGACGAUUUUGAUCGGCGAUUACAAUUUUGUGAAGAAAUGAACGUCAUAGAUCCUGCAUUAACAGCCAUAAUUGAAAAUCAGAAUGAUCGGCGGUACAUUGCGAAUAGGUUGAUGUUCCAACAGGACGGUACCCCACCACAUUACGCAUUACGUGUUCGACAAUAUUUAGAUCAGACGUUUCCAGAUCGAUGGAUUGGUAGAAGGGGUGAUUUCUUUAUGUGGGGUCAUUUAAAAAGCAAAAUCUAUGCUACUCAGCCAAAAGCAUUAGAAGACCUGCGACAAAGAAUUGUGAAUGAGUGCCUUCAAAUUACUCCUCAAAUAUUGCAAAAUGUGCGAUUGAUGUUCCAACAGGAUGGCGCCCCACCACAUUACGCAUUACGUGUUCGACAAUAUUUAGAACAGUCGUUUCCAGAUCGAUGGAUUGGUAGAAGAGGUGCCAUUGAAUGGCCACCAAGAUCGCCAGAUUUAUCACUUUUGGAUUUCUUUAUGUGGGGUCAUUUAAAAAGCAAAAUCUAUGCUACUCAGCCAACAUCAUUAGAAGACCUGCGACAAAUAAUUGUGAAUUACUCCUCAAAUAUUGCAAAAUGUGUGGCAACGUUUUGA